AUGCCUGCUUCUGUUGAUGUCAUUGCUGAUAGUGACAGCGAUGUGGCUGAAGUUGUGGACAUCACUGUUGAUAGCAUCUUGGUUUGCAUUGUCGCUGAAGUGAAUCUUCCAGCUGGGGUUCCCCCGCUGAGUUUCCAUGGGUACCGCCGUGGCCGAGAACUAGGCCAAGGAGGAUCUAGCCAAGUUUUUGUUUGCAGCAAAACAGGCAGCCAAGUUGGUUUUGCUGCCAAAGCUGUCAAUCUGCGUCGGCUACAGAUGAGUCCAGACGUGGAGAGGGAGUGGAAGAAGUUAUGUCGUGAGGUUGAGAUUUGGAAGCAGCUGCCCGCACAUCCAAAUAUCGUCCAGCUGGUUGAUUCCUUCCAAGAAGGAGGCUGGUUCUUGAUGGUUUUGGAGCUGGUUGGUGGAGGCGACCUGUUCACCGUUUUGACAUCGCGGCCAUCGUCAAGGUUCCUGGAUCGAGAAGCGGCCUUUGUUGGCGGUCAGUUGGCUCAAGGCCUUGCCUUCCUUCAUGGCCGAGGUGUUGUCCAUAGAGAUGUGAAACUGGAGAAUGUGCUUGUGGCCUCCCAAAGACGAGCGUACACAAGCGGUCCCAUUCUUUAUAGCGUUAAGAUUACUGACUUUGGACUUUCUCGUCUGCUGGAUACUGCUUCUGUUGCACAGUCAACUGUCGGGACUCACCCGUACUGCGCGCCGGAGGUGUUGGGAGUGGCAUCACCUGGAGUCUGGACACCCUUUGCAGUGGAGGUGGCGCUCAAACUCAGUGACGUGCAACCGCCUGUGGAAUUGCAGCCGGACUACAUGCAGGUUCACCUUGUGAUUCCAGAUCGCUUUGCCGGCUUCAUCCUGGGAAAGAAUGGAUCCCGAAUCCAGAAGACAGCGUCAAAGAGCGGAUGCAAGGUGUGGAUGACGAAAAGAAAUGGUUCACAGGAUCGCCGUGUAAUUGUGAUUGGGAAUUACAAGCAGUGCAAGGUUGCUCAGCAGAUUGUCCAUGAGCAAUUGUCGACUGCCAUGCAGGUCGAUUGGCAGGAUGCGCAAGCUGACGUCAUUGUGUUUGUAAGAUCUGAAGCGGCCGGAAUGGUGACAGGCAAGCAAGGCUUUGUUCUGAAUCAGAUCCGGAAGCAGUCGGGAGCACAAGUCCAGCUGCUGCGAGAUGAGGCGGGCUGCACCAGUGGUGCGCCCUGCAGACUCCUCGCAUGGGGCCAUUCGGUGACGAUGUGGCUUGAACAGUGCAGCACACCGCGACAAGGGAAGCCAAGUUUGCCGAGAAACCUUUGGGGUAUAGGGCUCAAUCCAGCGGCCAGUCCUUUGAUUUUGCAACCGUGCCCGCCUACGACGCCUUCAGAUCAAGGGCCAGCUGCCCAAGUCCAAGCUCAGAUGGGAGAUGCCGCAAACCAUGAUCUUUCUGCCAACCAAGCACUGCGUCGCCAACUGGAGGAGGCGACCACAAGAGCGGAGAGAGGAGCUCUCGAAGCUCAAAGCCCAACGACUUCAGCCAUGACUUCAACCAUGUCACCCCACUUGCAGGAGAGUCCUGCAGUGGACAUGGCGGAUGCAGUGCAAGUGGGCAGCGCAAGUGGUGACACCAGUGGCGUUUUGGCGCCACUCUCGACAGUCCCCGGAGCUGAGCGGGUGAAGCUGACGGCGGGCUUGUCACCACGGCCAAGACCUUCUGAGGCCAUCGAGCGUGAAGUGGAGCUGCUGGAGACCUUUGCUGAGGCAGCAAAGCGAAGCACUUGGAACCCGGAUUGGCAAACACUGGGAAAUCAGUGGAAUCCACGCCAUCAGCUUGCGUAUAAUAACGAUGAGAUGAGCCAAAACUGCCGGUGCUACUUUGAUAGAUGGCUUGACCAUAGAGAACUGCUGCCUCCAGAUGCCAACCUCCAAGUUCAGAAGCCAACUUGGCGUUUGGAGCCUGAUCCAAUUCCAGCUGAGCAGAGAGAAGCUGAGAGGUUGGCAAGUUCGGUCUACUCUCCCACCGGCCCUGGUUUGCGAGGAUCGCCAAAAAGUGGAGAAGAGAUAGGACAGGAGAAGUCGAUCACAUCGAUGUCAGGAGAGAAUGUGAUCAAGAGGCGCUCAAUGCGAUUGUCGCGGGACAAGCCCUGGAUGACGCAACCAGCCAGAUUCUGGCAGCUGCUACAGCCAGAGGAGACCGCGGAAUCCAUGGUGUCAACUAUGACACAGACGGAUUUCCCCCAAGUCCUCCAGCCAAAUGAAGCCAGGGAGCAAGGAUGGAAUAGCCACCAUGACGUUGUUUGGAGUAACUUCCAGAAUUUGCAGGGUGUCAUUCUGAACCCGGCUCCUGUUCGGUCGUACUUCGAUCGACCUCGCGAACCAGAUAUUGGUGCGCGAAGUGCUGAAAAGAAGCCCGAAGUGAGGAGAAGUGGAGAUGGACGAGAUGGCGUUGUGCGCAUUUUGCCACUGUGGCGGUUGGAGCCUUUACCGGGUGUCUCGAACGUUGAGAGCCCGAAGGACAACCUUUGGCCUCCGAUCCCUCGAUUGCCUCCCCGAUCUGGAAGUCCUCUUCGUCCACGUGAGGAAAUCCUAGGCCCACAGUGCCUUGUCUUGUGCUUUGUAUAUGGUUUAUGGAUGUGUGCACAAGAGCCCGUGGAUGUCAUGCGCAAGUGGGCUUUGUGCAUGGAAGAUUGA
Durusdinium trenchii is the source of this 2646-nucleotide messenger RNA. The record is from the annotation of a GenBank genome assembly. NCBI's taxonomy places the organism in Eukaryota, Dinophyceae, Suessiales, Symbiodiniaceae.